Paramecium primaurelia is the source of this 4368-nucleotide messenger RNA. The record is from the annotation of a GenBank genome assembly. NCBI's taxonomy places the organism in Eukaryota, Ciliophora, Oligohymenophorea, Peniculida, Parameciidae.
AUGAAUUAAGAUAUGCUUUCAGACCCAUCCUCUAGUUCAAAAUUCUCAGAUUUACUUCACUUUAUACUCAAUUCAAAUAGCAAGUCAAAUAAAUUCUAAAAAAUUCUCCCUCGAUUAUCAAUCACUGAGUCUUUAAAUAAUUCCAUUAGAAAUGCACGAUCUAGAAUUUAAUCACUAAAACAUGAACCAAAUGGUUUUAUUACUUCAAGAAUUGAUUUUAUUCAAAACACAGGAGAUUAUUGUUACAAAGCCUUAAAUCAACAAACCUUAUCAUUAAAAUAAUAACGGGGGAGAAUUGAAGAUUCAAUAGAAAGGUCCGUUCAAGGUAGUCCAUCAGUUCAUUCAUAUUAAACAACAAAGGUAAUUGAGACAUGAUAGGAAGUUUAAAUACCCAUCUAUGUUAGAGUCAAUAAGAUAAAGAAGAAAUUAUAAUCUCUAAAAAUACCUAGAUGAUAAUCUAAAAGUAUUUUGUGACAUAAUUAAAAAGAAGGAUAUUGAAAAAUUGAUUAGCUUCUUAAAUUAUCCAUUUCAAUAUUCUUAAGAAUAAAAUGUAAUCUUUAUAGAUUAAUUAAUAGCUCCUAAAUACUUUCUGUGAGUUAUUAUAUUUCAUUGCUUAUUUUGGAAAUACUAUUUUAUAAUUAGCUAAAGCUACAUUUUUGUUUAAAGAUUGUUUAAAAUUAUCAGAAUUAUGUAGAAAUCAUUAACUGAAAAUAAAAAUAUUGAUUUAAUUAUUUUCAAUUGCAAAAUAGUAAAAUUAUUACAAUAAUUAAUAGAUUGAAAUAAUAUGACAAGGCAUAUAAAUUUAUAUUAAAAGCUCUUUCAUAUGCAUGGGCUGAGAAUUUAGAUGAUUAUGAAAUAGAUUGUUAUGAUAAAUUAGGAAUGUGUUAUUUCUAUUAAGGAGAUAUUCUCAAAGCUAAUCAUUUUCAUAGUAAAUGGGUUAAAUGUGAAAUUGAACCAAGAGAUUCUUAUUAUAGAAUAACAUCAAAAGAAUUUAUUUAAUUAUAUGAGAGAUCAUAACCAUUUUGUAGAGAAUUUGAUGAUAAAAUAUCUAGAUAUAUUCAUAUUCCUUUUACUAAUUUAAAAACAGGAUAAUCAUUCGAUUGUAAUUCAACAUUAAAAUAUAAUAAUUGUGAAUCAAUUCCAUUAUUAAAUGAAAUUCUUAAUGGUUAUGAAUAUACAGAAUAUUUUUUAGAAUAUCAUUAUGUAGAUUAAGCAUAAAAAUAAUAUUUAAAAAAAUCAUCAUUACCUAGAAGAGCUCUUGAGAUUAUGUCUAAGUAUGAUAAAAAUAAAGAUAAAUAUAUAUUUGAUCAUAAGAUUCAUGAAAACCCUAUUUAUAAAUUAUCAUUAUAGGAGAAAGUUAAUUAUAGAAAAACUAAAUUUUAUUCACUUGAUUCAGUAGAAUAAAAUAUAUAAAAAUUUAUUUCUUAAUAAAGAGAACCUUUUAAAAAAAGUGAAAAGAUUUAUGUUAAGGAAUCCCAAAGAAAAGAUUUAUCACCUGAAAAUGGUAAUCAAUUAUCAUUACAUUUUAAAAAACUUUUGGUAAGCAUAAUUGAUUAAAAUUGAAAUAUUUAAUUCUAUAAUUAGUUUCCCUUAUUAUUUAUUAUUUUAAUUAAUUAAAAAUGUAAGAAUAAGAAUUUCUUAAAAAUGAGAACAAACCUUUCCUUCUUAAAUAACAACAAUAAAUUACACGUACUGUUCUUCAAUCCUUAAUUCAUGAGUAUCAUAUUCUCAUCAAAGGACUCACCAAUUAGUAAUUAAAAUAACUAUCUACUAGAGAAUAUCAAGAUUAUUGUAAUGUAAAAGGAGCCUGUGGUUAAACUAUUCCUCUAAUUUUAAUCUUACCUAUUAGUUUAGCUAUAGGUACAUUAUAGUUAGUAUUGUUAUUUUUUAAAAAUAUUAGAGAAGGUAUUUCAUGAUAUUAAAUUAUUUAAUAGGACCCUUAAUACCAGCAGUGAUUUAAUUUAUAUUAUUAUAAACAGCAUAAACAUUGAUAAUGUAUAUGAUUCUCAAAGCUUGUGAAGUUAUUCCAAAAAAAAUUGAAAAUCCUUUAUUAUUUGGAAAGAUAACAUCUUACAUUUUCAUGUGCUUAAGCAUAGCUGAGGGAACAUUAAUUAUUGUAUAAAUACAUAUAUUAUAUUUUAUAAAGGAAAGAAUUUCAAAUUUCAACUAAUUUUCAUAGUCUUAUUUUUGGGCAAUUUUUGGAUUAAUAAUUUGGCAAAAGAUAAUAUAAUUAUUUAUUUAUGAUUGCAAACUUAGAAUUGGAAUAGUCAUAUUUUUAUAUAUUUAUUAUGUAUUUAGAUUAGAUUGUGAUUUAUUCAAUAAAGUAAUUAAUUACAUUAUAUUUUUAGGAUAUUAUAAAAGUAAUUUCAUAUAUAUGUUUAGAAAUUAUCUUCAUAAUAGAUGCUGAAUUAAAAAAUUAUUCUCAAUAUUAAUUUGAAAAUAAUAUGUAAUUUAGAAAUAACAAAGAAGAUGUUCAAUUUAUGAUUCCAUAAGUUUAAAUGUAGACUUAAUAAUAGAUUCUAGAAAUCAUUACUAAUCAAUUUCCUAUUAUUAUUUUUGAUCAGACUAAAGAAUUACUUCAUAUUUCAGGUGUUGGAUUAAAAUAACUAUAAAUGGAAGAUGAUUAAAAUAAAAUAGAUUUGAUAUCUGCAGAAAUUAAAUUAAGAAAGAUGGAAGUUAUACAAUUAUUUACAACAAAUUAAUAAUAGAAAGAUAAUUUGAUAUAAUUAAAGAGGAUGGCUAAAUUCGGAUCAACUUGUGGAACUAAUGAAAAAGGAGAAUUAUUACAUUCUCUUAUAAAUGGACCAGCACUUUAAUAAUUACGUAUUUUAAGGUAACCUUAAGAUAAUUAAAGAAUUAUUCAUUAUAAUCCAGAUGGUGUUUUAGAGUAAUUACUUAAUAAUUUAAUUAAUGAUUAAUAAUCAGAAUAUAAAGGUAUAUCUAAAUUCAAUCUACCAAAAAAUUAAUUUAAAUAUUUUUAAUUUACAUUAAUUAAAGUACCUAAAGGAAAUGUUUUUUAAAUAUUCUUAAUUCUAGAAGAUAUUACUUAAUUUUAUUAGGAUAUUAAUUUAAACUAGAAGAAAGAGGAAGAAGAUCUUCCAAUUAUUUGUUAAGAAUUUAGAUAAAUGUUAUUCUGUUAAUAAAACUUUUAGAUUCCUCUAAAAUUACUCAAUAUUGAAAUGAAAAAUACUAUUAAAUAUUCUAAAUAAUAAUAUUUAUAAGAAGAUAUAUUUAAACCAGAUACUUUAAUUAAUUAAUUAUAAACAAAGUAUUAAAAUUAAAUAAAUACAAAUAUUAAAUUAUAAUUUUAAAAUAAUUUGAAAUUAAAUACAGGAGAAUUUAAAACAGAUUAAUUGAGAUUAAUGUAAAUAAUGUAGAUAUUACUUGAAAAUAGUAUUAAUAAUACAAAGGAAGGAUUCAUAAAAAUUAUAAUAGAAGAUGAUAAAAGAUAGAAUUGUAUAUAAAUAUCUGUUGAAGAUACUGGUAAAGGUAUCAAUUAAGAAAUUAUUUAAGAAGGAUUUAAUAUUAAUUAAAUUAGAUCUUUAAAUAUAGUUAAUUAUUUAACUAAAAUUAUGGGUCCUUUAUUUUAUUGUAAAAAAAUUACAGGUUAAGUUGCAAAUAAAGGAAUAAGAAUUAAAUCAUUAUAAGAUUGUGGUACAACAAUAUCUUUUUCAAUCAGAAAUUUAUCAUUAGAUGAAUUUUCUACUUAAUUUAUAAUAGAUGAAGAAGUUUCUUAAGAUGAAAUGGAUGUUGAUGUAGAUGAAGAUGAAAUUAUGGAAAGAUAUAUUAGAAAUGAUGAUCAAAUUUAAUAUUUAUAAAGAUUUAAUAAAGGAUUAAGAUCAUUUAUUAUUAAUAGAUAAUAAAUUUAAAAAAUUACAAAACCAUUAGAUGUUAAUACUAAUAAAAAAUCAACCAAAUUAGUUGGUAUGAUGAAACUAUAAGAAUUAGGAAGAUUUAAAAAUAUUUAAUAAUAGAAUGGAUAAUGUUAAUGCAAUCAAAAAUUAAUAAUCAAUUCAAAUUAAGAUUUUGAAAGAGUUAUGAAAUAAUAUGUAUAAGAUAAUGUUUCCUUUAUUCACGAAUAAGACUCAUUCAAGCAUAUUAAUUUAAAAAUAAGAGAUAAAUAAUGUUUGAAUCAUUCUUGUUAAGUUUAUAAAUAAAUUAUUAUUAAUUGUUACAAAUCUGAUUUUAAUUAUAGAGAGUAAUAAUAUUCAAUUAUUUUUAGAUUAAUUAAUAGAAUUCUAGGAGUCAACAAUAACUUUAAAAUUAUUGUCUUAAUAUACAAUUCAAAUGGGGACAUAGACAUGCUAGGAACUUACAUCAUGAUGCCAAUUCAAAUAGAUGUGUUACUAUAGUAUUUAUAAGAUUGAG